Messenger RNA from Populus trichocarpa (black cottonwood), 1184 nucleotides. RefSeq names its product protein FLC EXPRESSOR. The record is from RefSeq and is a predicted model, not a curated record. The transcript is spliced from 4 exons. Bases 189 to 1043 code for a protein of 284 amino acids. NCBI's taxonomy places the organism in Eukaryota, Viridiplantae, Streptophyta, Magnoliopsida, Malpighiales, Salicaceae.
AAAUUGUCACACGGGUUUCUGCGAGGCUCCCCUGCCCACGACUUGGCUGGAAACUUUCCUACCGGGGGCAACCAACCCCCCCUUGAUGCUCCGCCCUUGAAAUCUUUCCAGUCGCACCUCCAUCUGACACUCCAGCAAAUUAUUGAAAAAAAAAACGCCUAUCGCGCGGAACCAAAAGAAAAGGAACAAUGGCAGGACGCAACCAUCUCCAACUCCGAGAAAUCCCUUUAUCUCGAGCCGCCCUCCUUCCACACCCAACCACCGACCCACACCGCCUCCAUGCCCGCCCUCACCACCUCCUCCUCGAAGACCGUAUAACAAUCCAGCACCGUGAGAUCCAAUCCCUUCUUUUAGAAAAUGAACGACUCGCAGCCGCACACUUUGCAUUAAAACAAGAACUCUCUUUAUCACAACAAGACCUUCGUCACUUAUCAACACUUGCUGCUGAUGUCAAAGCCGAGAGAGACAAUCAAGUUCGUGAAGUCUAUGAAAGAUCGUUGAAAUCGGACGCUGAGUUACGGUCUAUUGAUGCUAUGAGUGCUGAGCUUGUUCAGGUGAGGACGAAUGUACAGAAACUUACUGCGCAACGCCAGGAUAUGACUGCACAAUUGAAGGGGAUGAAUAAUGAAAUUGUUAAAGCUAAAACGGAAACGCAGCAGGUGGGUGUUCUUAAAGCGGAGAUUGAGACUGUACAGCAAGAGAUUCAAAGAGGAAGGGCUGCUAUUGCAUAUGAGAAGAAGACACGGGCGAUUAAUCUUGAGCAAGAAAAGGUAUUGGAGAAAAAUAUGAAUCUUGUGAUUCGAGAAAUUGAGAAACUUCGCGGUGAGUUUGCUAAUGCAGAGAAAAGAGCAAGGGCAGCAGCUGCAGCAGCAAACCCAAGUCCUGGAUAUGGUGGAAACUAUGGCAGUGCUGAAGUGGGAUGUGGAGGAAGUUCAUAUCCUGAUCCUUAUGGCUUGCAGCAGGUUCAGGUUGGUAGUGAUUCUGGUCCUACCUUUGCAUCUGGAGUAAUGUCUAAUGGUCCCUAUGACACUGCACAUGGAUGAGGUUCUCUCACCAUGAUCAUCCAAAAUGUUGAAAUCAUAAUGUUGUUUCACUGUGUGAAGCGUUAUAAAUUCUGUAGGAAAUUUUCUUCUGUCAAGGAUACAGGUGUUUUGCCUUCAUUUAUGAAUCUGGUAUUCUGUUCA